AUGAACCCACUCCCACCAGCCGCUGUGAACCCCCCAGACCGCCUCGACCAGCUUCAAAAACAGGUCGAAACGCUGGCCGCAGCCGUAGAAAGGAUGGCUACGGCCCUUGCUGGGCGGGAUCAAGGUCAAAACUCUAUGCCACCGUUGGAGGAUGCGCCGAUGAACCCGGUGAACGCCGCCGUUGGGGACCAAGGGAUUGGCGACCAACGCGGUGACACCGAGGGGAUCAGUGAUAGUCGAGCCAACGAUCCUCGCCCGGCCAAGUCAAACAGGUCGGUGGGGGGCAGGCAAUGGGCGGCACAGAGGAUAGCGCGGGAGGAGGCUGCGGCGCAAGUUGUGAAUAACAGGGAUGCGCCCCAUCGACCACAACCGGACACAAAUAGGAGGAAUGUUGUCCCCGUGGGGUCUUCGUCUGUGCACGGCGGGGACCUCAGGGCGAGGCUCGACGCUCGACGUGGGAAAGCCGUGCAGCUGGCGAGAGAGGAAGAGCUCGCAGCGGAUAAUAAGGCCCUGGCCGAGAAGAUGGCUAAGCUUGAAAAGCGGAUUGGGAGUCGAUUAAACAACUUCGAGCAAGUUGUAGGGAAGGUAGCCGAGGCGGUCAAUGUCGACACCAAGAUGUAUACGUCGCACGACCACCCGUUCAUAGAGAAUAUCAUUCAGGUGCCGCUCCCGGACAAGUAUAUAUCGCCUCCCAUUCUGCUAUAUGACAGAAUGAGCGAUCCGGAUGGCCACUUGGAGGUUUACACAGGGCAUAUGGUCCUGCAUGGAUACCCUGAGGAGGUCAUGUGCCGGGCAUUCAGGAAUCACCUCUCCGACUCCGCGAGGAGAUGGUUUAGAUCGUUGAAGCCAAACUCCAUCACCAGCUGGGAUGAUCUGAAGAACGCCUUUUUGACUCAGUUCAUAGGUGUCAAGAAAUACGUUCCACCUAAACAAAACCUCUCAAGGGUGUACCAGGGGCCUAAUGAGUCUCUGAAGGACUGGAUAGCCCGGUUUGGGGAGCAAGUCGCUGCCACCGAGGGAAUCUCUGACGAGGUGGCCUUGAUGGGGGCGCUGUCGAGCAUGAAGAAGGAUAUCCCCUAUAGCACGGACCUCGACCGGAGACCGCCCCAUACCUACCAGGAGUUCCUAACGAGGGCACAGGGGUUCAUUAACGCCGAUGAGGCUAAGAAGGCCUUGAAGAGUAAGGCGCCGACCCCUGUCAAAGAGGAGGUAGGGCAGGUGCAAGCCGAUAAGAGGUAUAACCCGGCUCCGAGCAAUAGGGGCGGCAACGCCUCGAUGAGCCAGGGGGAAAGCAAGCGACCAAAGCCGCAGAGGUACGACGCCUAUACACCCUUGAUUAUGGGGAUCGAGGACGUCUACCAUGAGAUCAGCCACCUCCAGGUCAUGCGUCGACCACCGCCGUUGAAGUCUGACCCUGCACGGAGAAAUCAAAACAAGUACUGUCGGUUUCACGGUGAGAGUGGGCAUACUACAGCUAAAUGCUACGACCUGAGGGACGAGGUCAAGAGAUGCAAUAACGACCGACGGGAAGAGCAGAGGCACGACAACCCGCCCGAGCCGGCCGGCGUUAUAAGAACGAUCUUCAGGGGACCAUACCUCGGAGGCUCCUCCCAACGCACACAGAAGGAGUACGCUCGGGAGGCAAAGGAAAAGUUCAGCCAGAGGAUUAUUAACGUCUCCAGAUGCAAGGCUAAGGCAACGCGAUACGAGGAGGCCGAAAUCACUUUCUCGGAGGCCGACGUGAGGGGGGUACAUUUCCCCCAGAGCGACGCCUUGGUCAUCGAGGCCAUGAUCGGUAACCAUACGGUUUGCUGUAUCCUGGUCGACAACGGCAGCUCCGUGGACAUCUUGUACUCGGACUGCCUUGACAAGAUGGGGAUCCCCCGCGCAAGGCUACAAAAUAGUGCGCAGUCCUUGUACGGUUUCACAGGGGAUAGCGUCAUCCCGGAAGGGGCGAUAGAGUUGCCCAUGACAAUUGGAGACCGACCACACACCUCGACUGUCAUGUCAAAAUUUCUGGUGGUGAAGGGAGGCGACCAAUACAACGCGGUCAUAGGGCGCCCGACGUUGAGGGAUCUGAGGACAGUCACAUCCAUCUACCACCAGAUGAUGAAGUUCCCAACACCCAAUGGGAUCGGUAAGGCCCGGGAAAAUUAG
Molecule: messenger RNA, 2157 nt
Organism: Morus notabilis
Lineage: Eukaryota; Viridiplantae; Streptophyta; Magnoliopsida; Rosales; Moraceae
Exons: 3
Coding region: 1-2157 (718 amino acids)
Source: RefSeq, a predicted model, not a curated record